This is a messenger RNA of Hevea brasiliensis (rubber tree), 1270 nucleotides long. Its product is annotated as glucan endo-1,3-beta-glucosidase, basic isoform. The transcript is spliced from 2 exons. Gene Ontology annotation, molecular function: hydrolase activity, hydrolyzing O-glycosyl compounds; nucleic acid binding; methyltransferase activity. Bases 58 to 1095 code for a protein of 345 amino acids. Gene Ontology annotation, cellular component: cell wall; plasma membrane. Gene Ontology annotation, biological process: methylation; carbohydrate metabolic process. NCBI's taxonomy places the organism in Eukaryota, Viridiplantae, Streptophyta, Magnoliopsida, Malpighiales, Euphorbiaceae. The record is from RefSeq and is a predicted model, not a curated record.
AGGAGUAGGCAAUGCAUUUGCAGUCCCUUCAGUUUAUUCUCUAUAGCUUCUCUACAGAUGGCAAGUUCCUAUUUAAUUGGCAAAUGCUCUUCCAAACUCUCCAUAACUCUAUUUGUUGGAUUGCUGUUGGCUAGCAUUGAUGCAACAGGUGCUCAGAUAGGUGUUUGCUAUGGAAUGAAUGGCAAUGACCUGCCACCAGCAGAAGAAGUUAUAGAUCUCUACAAUCAGAAUAACAUUCGCAGAAUGAGACUCUACGAUCCAAACCCAAAUGCUCUGCAAGCCCUUAGAGGCUCCAACAUCGAGCUCAUACUUGGAGUUCCAAAUGAUGGUGACCUUCUUCAAAAGAUUGCUACUAAUCAAGCUGAGGCAGAUACAUGGGUGCAAAAUAAUGUACAGAACUUUGGGGAUGUUAGAUUUCGUUACAUUGCAGUUGGAAAUGAGGUCAUGCCCUCUGAUUCAUUUGCACAAUUUCUAGUCCCUGCCAUGAUAAAUAUUCGCAGUGCACUCUCUUCUGCUGGUCUUGGAAAUAUUAAAGUUUCAAGUGCUAUUGAUACCAGGAGCCUUGGAGAGUCCUUCCCUCCCUCUAAAGGCUCUUUCAAGCAGGAAUAUCGACCAAUUCUUGAUCCUCUCAUCAAAUUUCUAGUGGAUAACCAAUCCCCAUUGCUCCUCAACUUGUAUCCAUACUUCAGUUAUAAAGAUAGUUCAGGAAAUAUUAGUCUUGAUUAUGCUCUUUUCAAGCCUUCAUCAACAGUUGUCUCUGAUCCGCCAUAUAGUUAUCAAAACCUUUUCGAUGCGAUGCUUGAUGCUGUAUAUGCUGCCUUGGAGAAGGCUGGUGGAGAUUCUUUGGAGAUUGUGGUAUCAGAAAGUGGUUGGCCGACUGCCGGAGAUUUUGGGACAUCAGUUGAAAAUGCAGGAACUUACAAUAACAACUUGAUUCAACAUGUUAAAGAAGGGACUCCAAAGAAGCCUGGAAAUCCCAUAGAAACUUAUAUUUUUGCCAUGUUUGAUGAGGGUAACAAAAGCCCAGAGUUGGAGAAACACUGGGGACUUUUUUCUCCAAACAAAGAGCAUAAAUACCGUGUCAAUUUCAAUUGAAAGGGUGCCAGAAAUCAAGAAGCACUUAAGGGAAUUUCUAAUCAUUACUAAAUAAGAGCAUGUAUUUCGAUCCCUCUUAGAUGAGGGAAGGAUAUAUAUGCGUACCAAAUUAAUAAAGGUUCAUAAGGCAUAUGUUGGAUACUCAAGCGUGCUUCCAUAGCCUUGAUUGUUUCUA